AUCCCCACGAAACCCAACACUCCCACAACUACAUACAUGCACACACACGCACACACACAGAGAGGCAACUACAGCACAACACAAGAGCUCUUUAUGGGGAAUUACGUCACUUCGUGCUCCGCCCCCAACGGCGCCGCGGCCACGGCGGCGCUCGUGUGCGCCGACGGGGUGCUACGCCGCGUCGGAGCCCACUCGGCGGUGGCGGAGCUCAUGAUCGAGGCCCCCGGACACGUGGUGGCACGUGCCGACGAGGUGGUCCGGACGCGGCGCGCGGGGGCGAUGCGCGCCGAGGAGCAGCUCAGGCCCCGGGAGGUUUACCUGCUGCUGCCGGUGGAGAGGGCCGGGUCCAGGCUCACCGACCGGCAGGUGGAGGUUCUGGUCGAGGCGAUUGAGGGUGCGAAGAGGAAAGGAAAGAAGGGCAAGAGCGGCGGGGACGGGAGACGGGUGUUCCCGGAAGUAGCCGGUAAGGAGGAGGAGGCGACCGAAGAAAACUCGGAACGGGAGGGGGAAUUCGAAGGGAGGAUCGCCGGUUUUGCCGGUCUACGGGUCGGUGCGUCCCGACAUUGGAGGCCCGUGCUCGACACCAUUCACGAGUCCAAUUAGACUUUUUAGAUAGAAUUCAUUAAUUUCUUUUCUUUUUUUUUUCGAAAGAGGAAAUUUAUUAAUUCUUUCAUUUUUUUAUGUGAUUAAAUAAUACAACUUGGUAUAGAAAUACGUGAGAUAUAUUGUAUGUUCAUACACAAUUAAUUGUCCAAUUUUGUUGACUAAAUCAAGCACGACUGAGCCAUAUUGAAUGAA
This is a messenger RNA of Ananas comosus (pineapple), 798 nucleotides long. RefSeq lists its product as uncharacterized. Bases 37 to 603 code for a protein of 188 amino acids. The transcript has a single exon. Lineage: Eukaryota; Viridiplantae; Streptophyta; Magnoliopsida; Poales; Bromeliaceae. The record is from RefSeq and is a predicted model, not a curated record.